Messenger RNA from Penicillium subrubescens, 1425 nucleotides. RefSeq lists its product as uncharacterized. The transcript has 5 exons. The record is from RefSeq and is a predicted model, not a curated record. Lineage: Eukaryota; Fungi; Ascomycota; Eurotiomycetes; Eurotiales; Aspergillaceae. Gene Ontology annotation, molecular function: beta-glucosidase activity. Gene Ontology annotation, biological process: glucan catabolic process. The coding region runs from base 1 to 1425 and encodes 474 amino acids.
AUGACGAUGCAGCAUAGGAUGACCGUUGGGCUUCUCUUCGCGGCUUCCCAAGGUGAGACCUGCUCAAGGUGCUCGACCGAUCCGCGUAACCAUUUUACCGAUAAUGUGGGCACUGGGUUCGAGGCAGGUAUCUUCUCACAGUGGCCCGAGUCGCUCGGCUUAGCGGCUUUACGGUCUGCUAAUCUCGUCGAAAAGUUCGCCAAUAUCGCUCGGCAGGAGUAUCUUGCGGUUGGAUUGCGACUGGCCUUGCAUCCACAGGUUGAUUUGGCUACGGAGCAUCGCUGGGCGCGCAUCAACGCUGCUUUUGGGGAAGAUGCGGACCUGACCUCGGAGUUGGUUUCUGCCUAUAUUCGCGGCUAUAUUCGCGGCUUCCAAGGGGGAGCUAUCUUUGGACCCCAGUCUGUGUCGACGAUGACGGAGCAUUUCCUGGGGGUGGACUACAGAAGGAUGGGGAAGAUCCACAUUCGCGUGUAUCCAGGCAACCAGUUCGAGUAUCAUUUGAAACCGUUCACGGCUGCGAUCGCGGCGGGUGCGUCGCAGAUGAUGCCUUACUAUGGGAUGCAGGUUGGCACAUUGUACGAGGAAAUAGGCUUUGCAUUCAAUAGAGCUCUUAUUACGGGGCUCUUACGCGAAGAUUUAGGAAUUCAAGGCAUCAUCUGUACGGACAGGGAGCUAGUCACCCAGAAGGUGAUCAUGGGUCAAUUGAUGCCAGCGAGAGCAUGGGGCUUAGAGCAUUUGUCUCGAUCGGCCCGUAUUCAGCGCAUCAUGGAAGCUGGAUAUGAUCAGCUCGGCGGCGAGUCAUGCCCCGAGUUACUUAGGAAGAAUUCCAGUUGGGCUUCCGAGGAAAUCGUUGGCAACGAGGAGUUCUGCAAGUUGGGCGCUGAGGUGCAACGGCGCAGCUACACCUUGUUGACCAACACAGACAAUUGCCUGCCGCUGCGCCCCAAUCUUCAUCAAACAGCCAAAAUCUAUCUCGAAGGUAUUCCCACGGAAACCGUGCAAACAUACGGUCACCAAGUUGUGGAAGACCCGACUGAUGCCGACAUUGCUCUGCUACGUCUGAAGACUCCGUAUGAACCUCGCCUUGGCGGAUUCGAGUCGCUGUUCCACGUAGGCUCUCUGGAGUUCAAUGAAGAAGAGAAAGCCCAUCAGGCCGAGAUUGUCGACGCGGUUCCGACGGUCAUCGUAGACAUCUACGCUGAUCGUCCUCCGGUGGUACCUGAGGUUAUUCAACGGGCUUCUGCAGACUUUUGUCCUAUGGAAGCUCCGCUGACGCUUUCCUGGACGUCGUUCUCGGGAAAGGGUAGAUUGCCUUUUGGUCUCCCUUCGUCCAUGGAAGCAAUUCAGCAGUCGAUGUCGGAUACUCCUUAUGAUACCUGCGACCCCUUGUUUCGGUUUGGUCACGGUCUUCGGUAUAGCGCUUGA